Molecule: messenger RNA, 2235 nt
Organism: Pieris rapae (cabbage white)
Lineage: Eukaryota; Metazoa; Arthropoda; Insecta; Lepidoptera; Pieridae
Exons: 2
Coding region: 443-1801 (452 amino acids)
Source: RefSeq, a predicted model, not a curated record
CAACCCACGCAAGCGCGUCAGUAGUAACUAAUCCACCAAAGCAUGGACACGUCCGUUCUUUUUUCCCUCGCUUAACAUUUGUUUAUUAGUUACGUUCCGUGGAUUUUUACAUUUCAAUUAACAAUAACGAUGGCAGUUAAUCUAUUUCGGUGAAUGUUGUGUAUAUGAACACGUAAAGUUGGUGCGCAUUUCAUUCAAAUCACUUCAUUAUCGCUCGGAUGAGGUUCAACAUCAUGUUCGAAAACACAACAAUACGCACAGCGCCCGUUCUUAAAUAAGCAACGGGAGCGGUCUCCUUACGGGCGCCUCAUUGAUAUUCAGAGGUGACGCACGGCCGCGUGAGCGUUCAGUUUGAACAUUGUAUAGAUAUUUGUGUUGUGUAACAAAUGGGUUAUCAUACCAUGACCUCUAAACAUACGUUUUGAACAACAACUUUAUAGUUAUGGCGACUACCAGUGAAGUUGAUGUUGAUCCCAUUAAAACCAAGACCAGGUGGAUGCGAUCGUACGAACGAUCAGUUACUCCCUCAUUACUACGUGCUCUAGGCUUGAUGAGGAUUACAUCAGCAAAAACAACCGUUACGGGUGUUCCACUUUCUGAAUCACGUGUCACUAAAACUGAUAAGAAGGCCGGUGGCUCUCAUACUUCUUCGAGCAAGAAACGUCCGCAGAAGAAACGUUCCCAGUCCAAAUCAGUAACUGCAAAGAAAACUCUUGUUACAUCAGCAAAAACAACCGUUACGAGUGUUCCACUUUCUGAAUCACGUGUCACUGAAACUGACGAGAAGGCCGGUGGCUCUCAUACUUCUUCGAGCAAGAAACGUUCCCAGUCCAAAACAGUAACUGCAAAGAAAACUCUUGUGGUAAAAAAAGAACGUGUUUCGAAACCGAAAAAUCGAGCGAAGAAGAGGAGCUAUGAGGAAUCGUACGACGCAAUUCAAAGCAUACCAGCGGCCUCUGAUAAUCCGAAGAAGAAAGAGCAUGCGUCACCAGCAACGACAGUUUCAUCUUCAGCGCCCAAAUCUACCGAUGAAAAUGCUGAGAACCUCUCGGAGAUCACCAGCGCUGCUGACCAAUUAAGUUUCUGGAAGGAUAUAUUAGAUAGUGACUUCAAAUCGACGAAUUAUACCAUGUAUUUAAAAAAUUCUGGAUUUACUGAUGAACAAGCCCAGGCUAUACAAAGAGAAUUUAAUUUAAUGUCUCGAAAGUUUUGUCGCGGACUCAGAAAAAUUCAACCAUGCAUGAAAACACAUGCGUGUGUAGAAUGUAAUUUUUCAAUAUCCCAUGAGUGCACGUCCAUACACAUUGCGCAAUUCUGGAACUUGGGCUCUAACGCUCCAUGGAUACAUUAUAUUACACCUGAGUCAAUGAACAUGUGCGACUGUGAUUUUAGCAUUUGCCAUUCUCACAUUAUAGAAGAGACUAAGACUAAGAGAGGGCGUCAAGCUCGAAAACGUCAGCCAAGUCCUUUGCCGAGUACCACGCCUUUGUUAGAAAAUAAUCAAUCUGUAAACUUUAAUUGUACCAGGUGCGGCAUGAAAAUAAUCAUAGCAAACCGAAAUAACAAAGUUUGCUCCAAACUGUACGGUAAAAUCAGUACGGACACCAAUCUUCUUAAAAUGUACUACUACUAUAUCCAUAAAAAUCUGGUCCAUACACCUCAAACUGCACCAAUUAUAUUUGAGAUCUUUUCUUGCAACAAUGGCUGUUGCCUGAUAUAUCAUCGUUGUCCCAAAGACGUUGUUAAUCGCAAAUGCUACCCAAUACAAACCCCACCGACCAUUACAUUUUUACGAACCUAAGUAGUACAGGAAUCAAUUUAGCCAUCGGCUGAUUGCACAUUGUAACAAUCACCCUACAUCCUAGAAGGCACAAUGUACAUAUCGCAGAACGACGAUUGAAAAUAUUGUCGCCUUUUCCAGUGUGCCCGUGAUCUCAGGUCGUUGAGUAAUGUUAAUGAUCAUAUACAUGGAAUAUUUCACCCGGCCUAGCGCAUUUCGAUGUUAAUUAGUAUUAUUCAUUAUCUGAAUCGUCUUCGUGUGGUGAAGAAUGGGCAAGAAACUCCACACUUAUUCUUUUAAAAUAGAAUUUACAAUAUUUUUAUACUAGUUAAAUAAUCAUAUUAUGUGAAGACAAUGUUCUCCCAGAAUAACAUUACUAUACAUAUUGUAUUGUUAGUAUACAUGUCCCUCACAUAUUUACAAAUAUCGAAACUUAGAAUAAUAAUAGAAUAUUA